Symbiodinium necroappetens is the source of this 324-nucleotide messenger RNA. NCBI's taxonomy places the organism in Eukaryota, Dinophyceae, Suessiales, Symbiodiniaceae. The record is from the annotation of a GenBank genome assembly.
AUGGUCGACCGGAUCCCGUCCUCUGAACCGUCUGCACAUGCUGCCCAAGUUGCAGUAGAAGGAGGGCUCCUCGGAGUCAACAAAUUGACAUGGCAGUUGGAAACAGGCACAGGCGAUGGUUUCGACAAGAACAGUAUCCAGCCAAACUGCCCGGCAGAUGCACAAGGUCAGGCGGCUGGAAAGCAAGUCGAGGAGUCAGAGCAACUGUGUGGUGCAUUGGACAAGUUCUUCAACGACUUUCAUCGACACAUCUUUGAUCCAGUGCUACUGCGGUUGGAAGCCCUUGCAAUCCGGGAGGACCUUUCUCAAGUUCACAAAGAUUGA